AUGGCCUGGAUUGCAAUUAUCCUUGCAAAGGAACGAAGAACGAAGAAACAAAUUCCAACCACAAGUUUGGUGCCAACAAUUGCUUCGGCUGGUACAAACAAGAACAUACCCAACCAAACAUCCAACAAGGCGAGGCCGAUUGAAUAUCUUCGUGAUUGCUUGAAGACCAACCCAGUGGUUAACAUUGUAGCCGAUUCUAGGAUCUUGGAAAUCGGGACAUAUGAUUUUUCGGUUACAUGUGCAGAAUAUUUUCGAUUGCUGAGAAAACAAACAACUGAUGCUUCCUGCUUGGCAACUGGAAGAUUACUUACAGGAGCUACCAUUGGCAUGAUUAUAGCUGGUGGAGCUUAUGCUAGCACUGUUGAUGAAGCAACAUUCGGUGGGUGGCUAUUCUCAGCAACAAAAGUUGUAAAUCCAUUCUUUGCAUUGUUGGAUCCAGAGGUUGCUCAUCGCCUAGAUGUCUCUGCUGCAGCUCGUGGUAAGCAUUGGGUGCUCUUGGUGAUUUCCCUUCGCAAUCGCAUUGUCUAUAUUUUGGAUUCUCUUAAGGAUCGUAUAGAAAAGUCUGCCGACUACCAUUACCUGCUCAAAAAACAUGUGGACAUGGCUUUCAUGAGGUAUGAAAAAGACACUUCAACUCCAAUUGGAUGGAUUUUUGCUGAGUGCAACCAACAACUUGGUGGUUUAGAGAGCGGGCAUUUUGUAAUGCGAUUGAUGUUUGAUUUCUUGACGACAAGACAACAUGGAUUUCCAUGUAAAUCUGGUAGCAUUUGGAAUGACAAAAGUGCCUUUGAGGAAAAGGUGUUGCUUGCAACUGUUUCUACUUGGUCUAGAGAGUUUUUGAAUAACUAUAUGAAGGAUGUGGUCCUCAGAAAAAAGCAUAUACGUGGCGCCAUCUCCUUCACCAUUCACUUGGAUGAAAACUGA
Lactuca virosa is the source of this 924-nucleotide messenger RNA. Lineage: Eukaryota; Viridiplantae; Streptophyta; Magnoliopsida; Asterales; Asteraceae. The record is from the annotation of a GenBank genome assembly.